AUGUGCGGACAGGCAAGUGGGAAAAAUAAGGACAGUUGCAACCCCUGUCCUGCAGAAAAGCAAGAGAACGAGAAAGAUCGCGAUAAACGCCAAUCAGGCGAUAAACGCGAGUCUCGCGAUUCUGGUCGCAGCGGAUCGUCACGGAAUAACCAGGAUUCGAAACAGAAGUCAGGUAGGGAUAAGGAUACAGAUGGGGAUAGGGGCGGGGGCGGGGGCAGGGGCAGAGACAGAGAUAGGGAUGGAGACAAGGGCAGAGACAGAAGAGAUAGCAGAAGUAGUAACAGGGAUAGAGACGGGGACAGGGACAGGGACAGAGAUAGGGACAGGAGCAGAGAUAGCAGAAGUAGAGACAGGGAUAGAAGCGGGGAUAAAGACAAAGACAAAUGCAAGGAUAAGUGUAAAGAUCUAGUAAAAGAGUGGAAGAAAAAACAGAAGGAAUGGGAGAAACAGGAGGAGAAAGAGAAAAAAGAAAAAGAAAAGAAGAAGAAAAAGAAGAAACCACCGCAGUGUCCAGGAGCUCCGCCUCCUAAAUGCGGACCAGCGUCUCUUUUGCUGAUACCUCGUCAACUCGAAGUUCCUUCGUCGAAGCUGUCCUGGUUGCAGCUCUGUUGGUCCUCGAUUGCGGAACCCGAUUAA
This is a messenger RNA of Gryllus bimaculatus (two-spotted cricket), 636 nucleotides long. Lineage: Eukaryota; Metazoa; Arthropoda; Insecta; Orthoptera; Gryllidae. The record is from the annotation of a GenBank genome assembly.